Molecule: messenger RNA, 1437 nt
Organism: Pestalotiopsis fici W106-1
Lineage: Eukaryota; Fungi; Ascomycota; Sordariomycetes; Amphisphaeriales; Sporocadaceae
Exons: 1
Coding region: 1-1437 (478 amino acids)
Biological process (GO): protein phosphorylation
Molecular function (GO): ATP binding; protein kinase activity
Source: RefSeq, a predicted model, not a curated record
AUGGGUCACGAACAUUGCUCAAUUCACCUCGAAGUGUUCGCAAUGCUCCAGAGCAAGCAAGAAAAGGCAAUUGCGAAAAUCGAAUCACUCUUGAAAUCGCCAUCUCGUGGCGGUGGCGUCAACAAAUGGCGAGUGCCGCCUCUUCGCGCCUCCCUUGACAACACUAUUCACGAGCUCGGUGAAUGGCAGCGUCUCUUUGAUCCGACGUGGUACCUGAUACUGAGAAUAGCCAACAAGUCCAUUGAUGAGGCGCUUUCAUUCGACAAGAGGGAGCUCGAGUCCGUCGAUAACGAGUCGACUAUCUCGAGUAGCUCGAGUAAAUCCUCGAGUUCGAGCAAAACACUUGUCUCGGCAGGAAACUUGCGAAAAGCUUUGGCAUUCGAUUCUGCCUCGGAUAUCCACGUAACUCUAUCAGAUAACAAACUUGAUUGGGACCAAACAGAGACUGUUCCAUACUCAACGACCAAAAUUGUUCAUCGAAUCAAGUCACCCAAGCGUUAUAUCGUCAAUACGAUUGACUGCUCAUCCGACAUUGACCUCAAUCAAGUCAGAACUGAUGCAGAAUCUCUGGCGAGGAAGCUUAGUCGAGUCGAGUCGGAUGAAUUUGGCCUUUUGGCUGCGCGUGGCCUUGUCAAACGGAAGCGCGAAGGUACUACUCAAAUCCAAUCGAUCAACCUAGUCUUUAGCCUGCCGGCAGAUGCGCGCGAGCCUAGAAGCCUUCGACAAGAGCUGAUGAAGCCGCAAACAUUCAGCCUUUCAAAGAUUCUGGAUCUGGCUCGACGUCUUGCUCAAGCAAUCAGCUUCAUCCACACUUGCGAUUUCGUGCACAAGAACAUUCGACCCGAGACGAUCAUCUCUUUUGGAGAUUUCUCUUUGGAUGAUCAAGCCGCAGGCAAGACUUACCUGCUGGGGUUCGACUCCUUUCGCAAUAUCAACUUCCACACUCUGCGAAAGGGCGAUGCUGCAUUGGAGAGAGACUUGUACAGGCAUCCCUCUCGGCAAGGUCUGAGCGCGCACAACAAAUAUGUCAUGCAACACGACGUCUACAGCCUCGGCGUCUGCCUCCUGGAGAUUGGCCUGUGGACCAGCUUUGUGGAGUAUGAGCACGUUGAAGAGGGGGACGCUAGCAAUGUUGAACCCAAGCCCAAGCCAUCCGCAGCUUUGGGGAUGGAGACUGGAGACUUUGAGCCAAGGAUCAUUGAAGCAACGAAUUCGUAUGACCACAUAAAGGAUCACUUGGUUGCUCUGGCCAGGUCAAAACUUCCACUUCGCAUGGGCGACAAAUACACAUCUGUUGUGGUCACAUGCUUGACCUGCUUGGAUGAGGGGAACGAAGACUUUGGCGACGACAAAGAUAUGCAAGAUGAGGAUGGAAUUCUGGUUGGAGUAAGGUUUAUAGAAAAGGUCCUUUUUGGUCUGAGCGAUAUUUCUUUCUAG